AUGUCCCAAGGAGAAGCAGCAGGACGCGGCCCUGCCAAGCACCAGGACCAGGGAUGGGCAUGGAUGGUCCUGCUGGCUGCAGUGGUGCUGCAGGGGCUGACGCUGGGCUUCCCCUCCUGCAUCAGUGUCUUCUUCACGGACCUCCAGCACGAGUUCCAGGCCAGCAACAGCGAGACAUCGUGGUUCCCGUCCAUCAUGGUGGCCGUGCUGCACGGAGGGGGGCCCCUCUGCAGCCUCCUGGUGAAGCGGUUUGGCUGCAGGUUUGUGGUGAUGCUGGGUGGGCUGCUCAGCGGGCUGGGAAUGGUGUCCAGCUCCUUCUGCAAGUCCAUCAGCCAGCUGUACCUCACUGCUGGCCUCAUCACUGGUCUGGGAUCAUGUUUCAGCUUCCAGGCAGGAGUGACUGUGCUGGGCUACUACUUUGUGCGGUGGCGAACACUGGCCAACGCCGUGGCCUCCACCGGCGUCUCCCUCGGCUUCACGCUGUGGCCGCUGCUGUCUCAGUACUUGCUGGAUGAGAUGGGCUGGAGAAACACCUUCCUCAUCUUUGGAGGAAUACUACUGAACUGCUGUGUUUGUGGAGCCAUCAUGAGACCCGUUCAGCUGGCAUCAGGGUCACUCCCUCAGCCUGCCAAGCCCGAAGAGGAGCCAGGGAGCAGAGCAGAAGAGGCACAGCUGUCCAAUGGAGCAUCUCCUCACCACCCCACACUCCAGCAGCACACCCAAAGGACAAAAUGCUUCCAGAUGCUGCAGAAGUACCUGGCUUUUGACAUCUUCUGUCAAAACAAAGGUUACCAGAUUUACACUAUUGGAAUAACCUGGAUGAUGAUGGGGUUUGCCUUACCCCAUGUCUACCUUGUGCCUUAUGCCACCCACAACGGGGUGGAGAAACACAAGGCAGCCCUCCUCAUCUCCAUUAUUGGCUUAAUCAACAUCUUCAUCCGCCCUCUCACAGGGCUGCUCUCAGGACACAGAGUCUUCACAGGAAGACGCAUCUACCUGUUCAGCCUGGCCGCGCUGCUCUGCGGGCUCAGCAAUUUCAUCUGUGUCAUUUCAGCAGAGUUCAGUGUGCUCAUCCUCUACUGCGUCAUCCUCAGCGUAGCCAUGAGCGGCGUCGGGGCGCUCCUCUUCCAGGUGCUGAUGGAUGUGGUAGAGAUGGACAGGUUCUCCAGUGCCCUAGGGCUCUUCACCAUCCUAGAGAGCAUCACCCUCCUCAUCGGGCCCCCGCUCACAGGUCUCCUGGUAGACAUAACCAGUGAUUUCCGCUACAUCUUCUACAACUCCAGCUUCUUCCUGAUAUCAGCUGCAUUAUUUAUAGGGCUCAGCUUCUGUGCUCUGGAAAAAAAAAACAAAUUGAGAGAGGCUUCCAAAGCGCAUUUGGACAAUCCCUCCGGAUAUCAAUACAGUGAAAUGUCAACAGAACCAAAGGCUGUAAGUCAAUCCCCUCCAGCAGUUCAGUACAUCACGAGCAUAUGAAAAUAAAGACAGGGGAAAAGUGCAACACCUUGACGUGGUCUGUACAAAGCAACACAUGGCCCAGCACUGAUGGCAGAUCAGAAAAAAAACAGUCUGCUUUCCACUACUGUCAUCUUCUUUUUGCACUUGCACUCCACGGGGUCUUGUCAGACUCCAAGACAGCGAUCCACACCACAGGCCCAGCCCAGAACCCAGCACCAGCCAAGGAGACGAAGCACAAAGAGAUCUGAGCUCUCCCAAAUCAAACUAUGGGGUAACAGCCAUGGGACCAGCACCAGGAGACAAAAGCUGGGAUAGCUCAGUUGGGUUAAGUCACAACCUUUAAGAAGUCACUGGAAUUUCACAAGCACAUUCCAGUUGGAAGUGCUGGAUAACACAUAUUAAUGGGUAGUUCUUCACAAAGAAAUAUUGUUGCCUCAUCUGAAUAUGCAAUUUUGGUGCACAGGCUUCCUAUUUGCUUCGCAUGUUGGGGGUAACAAGUCAAACACUUUCCACAGGAAGUGUGUUAUUAUUUUCCACAUCUCUAAAUAUUAUACAAAAGCAGCUGUGUGGGUUGUAGAACUCAGACAAAUCUCUAGUAAGAUCAACUACUUUCUCCUAUGAAGCAUACACAGGACAGUUUCGAAGCCUCAAAAUUCAACUCCAGAGCCUCAAAAAAACCCCAAAAACAACCCACCAUGCCUUGGAGUGCCUGCUUUGUAGACUUUAAUAUAUCAUAAAAGAGGAUUCAUGGCUCAUGUAAACACACUUCCUCAUUAACUGGAACCCAUUUGGGGCAGAGAGGGUGAUAUCAGACCUAAGAAAAAGGAUAUGUAUCCUUUUAUAGGGCAAAAUACAAAGCAACUGUAGUUCCUCUUUGUGGAGAUCAGUUCAGCUCUUUAGUCUUAGACUUUUGAGCCUAAUUACACCAGCAUUCUCAUUAUAGAGAACUUUGUAGAAACAUAACUUAUAUUUCUUAUAAGCACAAGCAGAACUUAAAAAGAAAUCUGUGGAGAAAGCAUACUGAGAAAAGCCAGUGUUGCUGACUUUCUGUCCAUACAGCCUCGACUGUAAGAGGCUUUCUCUGCCACAUUCCCGGGAUUUAGGCUUGUCACUGCUCAGACAAUGAAUGAUGCAGCAGCCUCAGCAUCAGCUCAAGGUGCAAACUGUUCAUAUUCUGUGUCAUCCCUGACCUGACAGAUGCAGAUAACAGCUCACGAAGCAUGCAGAUAGAGAUAACCCAACACACCAGAACAAUCAAAAAGAUGGAAGCACAAAAUGGGAGUGAAAUGGAAGAAGUAACAGCUUUCAAUGGAACUGCAGUGCCUAUCUAAGAACUGUUGUAUCAAACUCUGCUGCAGUGCUUAUCUGGAGAACUCACCUAUCACAUUCCUAGUGACAAACCCACGGCUUUCAUCAGAGCUCCCCAGGCAAAACAAACAAACCAGUUUAAAAAAACCCACUCUGGAUGAAACCACUGGAAAACUGACUCCAAGGUCUUCAGAGACAGUGGCUUCACAGGUGGCUUUUACACAGAAGGGGCAUCAGGCUCGUGCUCCCACAGCUCAGCAUCUUCUCCAGUACUGUCCUGGGAUUACAGACCCAGGAGGAUUUGCAUUUCCUCAUCAAACCUAUGCUUAAAUAAUAUGGUUAGGGGCAGAUAUACAUAUCUGAUCUCUCAUCACAUGUGUUUGUUAUGUAAUGCUUACAUGGUCCAUAACUAUGAAGUAAACAGGGACUGGUGCUUCUCAGCUUACCAAAAGAGACUUCUGUACAUUCCUAGGAAAUGAAGAGGCUUUCUCACAAAAAAGCAAUAAAAAGGGAUUAACUCCCAAAUUUCUUCUAGCUAUUGCAAAUAAACAGUUAAGCAGCUGAA
Molecule: messenger RNA, 3328 nt
Organism: Passer domesticus (house sparrow)
Lineage: Eukaryota; Metazoa; Chordata; Aves; Passeriformes; Passeridae
Gene: SLC16A5
Product: solute carrier family 16 member 5
Exons: 4
Coding region: 1-1473 (490 amino acids)
Biological process (GO): transmembrane transport; monocarboxylic acid transport
Cellular component (GO): plasma membrane
Molecular function (GO): monocarboxylic acid transmembrane transporter activity
Source: RefSeq, a predicted model, not a curated record